UAAGCUUAUUAGAAAAAAAAAAGGUUUCCUAACAACAUUCCCUGAAGAGCUUCACAGAAUCAUUUCCAGUACACCUGCUAGAAUUUGUAUAGGGCUGGGCUUGCCAGUAAAACAACCCUCGAAUUGAAACACUAGUUAAAACAAAAGUUAAAAUGCUAAUUUAAAAUUUCAUUAAAUGAUGUUCCCCAUAAAUAAAGUUAAAUGGGAAUACCUGACCAAAUUUUAUUUUCCAGCCCUGUGGCUAUUGAAGGCUGUACAAUGGAACAUUUGUGAAGAAGAAUCACUGAAAGAAUCCACUCUAGUCUGACAAAGUUCAGAAAACACGUUUUGACGUGUGUUUGGGAUCAAAGGUGUUAAGUGUGUGAUAAAUAAUUUCCAGCUUCCUGUCUCAAGAAUUUUGUAACCGCAUGAUUUUAAAAUAAAAGAUUCGGGAAGUAAGUGGCAUUUAAAGAAAAAAGAAACUGAAACUGUAGAGCUUCAUUACGCAAUCCUCCUCCUAUUUAGCAUCUCUUUCUUCCGCUCUGCCAGCAUAAAAAGCGUAUUUCCAAGACAGAUUGAAAGAUUGAAGAGCUGUAAUUGCAGCAACAAAGUCACGCUUCAGACUAGCAAAUAUCUUUUUGUGCACGGCUGUGUUUGUGGGAAAGCUCAAACUCUCGACCAAAAAGUAUUUUGCUUCAGUCUAGGAUCUCAUCUUUAACUGAUCAUACAAUAUGGUUGGCGGAAAACCUCUGAAGAAUGUAAGAAACGACAACAAGGAAAUCUUAGACCUACCUGUAAUAUCUGAAAAUAUCAGUCAUGCUAUUCAGAAGAAGCUACCCAACCCUAAAGGUGACCAUGGAGUAAAUGGUAAUGUCAAGGAGGUCUCUGAUGAACUUGAUCGCUGGAUCAGACAGCGAGGCCGAGACUUACGCCUGCGCCAGGCUGACCGACAGCAAGCAGUUAAACUGGUCAAUAAUCUGAGAAAAGAUUUAGUGAAGUUCCUGAAGGACAAUGAUGAGCAACCAUUUUUCAGGACUGUUUCUGUUCUCAAUAGUGGAAGCUACUAUGAGUUAGUGAAGAUUAUCAAACCCAAUGAGUUUGACAUCAUGCUGAAACUUACAACACCCCGAAUUGUGUGGAACAGUUUAGAGAAAUAUAAUGGACUUUUCUAUACAAUUUCCCUCUCCCGACCUCCACGUGGUGAAAUACGGGCAUUCCUUUUAGAAGAUGGACUCACUAUCUCAGCCUCCAAAAUAAUGAAUGAAAUGCACAAUUUGGUUAAGAAAUUCAUCCAAACACAUACAGUGCCUCCUGAGGAAGGUCGUUGGGAAGUGUGCAGGAAAAAGGUCAGUUCUCCAGCUGUGACCUUGGUUCUCCUGAAUGAAAUUGACGGGGCAGAAAUCCUGUCUGUGGAUAUUGUUCCCGCCCUUGAAGUGCCACAAGGCUGGCCACAAGCUGCUCGAGCUGGCCCAGAUGUGGACAACUGGCUUGGGAAGAACACUCGACGUAAAAUUAUUGGAAAGCCUGUUUACUUUGUCCCAAAGAGACCCAAAACACGAAACCUCACUGAUGUUGAAAAAGAAAGCUGGAGAAUAUCCUUCUCUCAUAUUGAAAAAGAGAUGAUCAGGUUCCAUGGCAACAAAAAGACGUGCUGUGAAAGUAAAAAAAACGAAUGCUGCCGAAAACUGUGUCUGCGGCUCCUCAAGUGCCUGUUUGAGGGACUGAAGCACACCUACCCCAAAGAGCUUGAUUCUUUAUGUUCCUACCAUGGGAAAACUGCCUUCUUUUUCAACCUCUGUGAGAGGCCUGAAGACACACUGUGGACUCCUGGCCAGCUCUCAGUCUGUUUUAUGAAACUGUUUUGGGACUUUGAGAAUGCUGUAAAGAAUGCCUCACUUCCCCACUUCUUUGUUCCAAACCACAAUCUGUUUUCUCCAUCCAGUUUCCCCAAGCGUUCUCUUCAGUUUUUGGGAAAUGCUUUGCAGGAGCAAAUGGAGUUAGGGUUUCCUCUUUUGCAGGUCCCAGCACUGUGCUACAGUCCUGCCCUUCAAAAGGAACCUGAACAAAUUUCUCCAGAAUCAAUCACAUUCACCUUAAAAAAGUGUGACACUGUGGCAUGUGUAAGCGACUCUUUUAGACAUAAAUAUAUUAAGCUGAUGGUGCCUUGUGCUUUUAUAUUUUUUGCCAUUGUAUGUGCACUGUAUGCAAAACCCUAACAACUAUGACUGUUUUCUGGAGAUAACAUCCCAAUAUCGUGUUUAAAAUACACUUCUAAAACACUUGUAAAAUAAUUUAUAUUGCAUAAUUUAAUGGACACUAUGUUUUAAUGAAUAAAAAACUUUCAUGGUCAUUUCAAAUAUUUUAGAAAUUUUAAAAUUAGACCAGUAAAGUGGAGCUGUGUUCGGUGUUGUCACCUCACAACUUUAUUGUUUGCGAUUCCUCCUGAGCAGAGUCCACUUUCUGUACAUGCUAUCCCCGUGUUCAUAUAGGCUGCCUCUCAAUGUGUGUGAAUGGAUCGGUGUCCCAUCCUCCCGGUCCUGCCUCAUGCCAGUUUUAGGUUCCGGCUCCACCGUGUCCCUGGCCAGAAUAAUGUGGUCACAGAAAAUAAAUUACAUUUAUUUUGAGGAUUAUAGUCUGAAGAAGUGAAAUUGUUUAUCUAUCAAUGUAAGUUCUGCUUUAUAUUCAUUUAUUGUAACAAUUCUAAUCAACCAAAUUAUUUACUGUACAUUUACUACGAAUCAAUAUGCAUUGUUUAUGUAAUAAUAAUGAUACAAUCCCUUACAAUGUUUAUAAAUAUAUGACAUAUAUAAAUACAAUGUUUACAAAUGGGGGGUGUGGUAGCCUAGUGGUCAAGAUGCCGGACUACUAAUCGGAAGG
Messenger RNA from Tachysurus fulvidraco (yellow catfish), 2856 nucleotides. RefSeq names its product cyclic GMP-AMP synthase. Gene Ontology annotation, biological process: negative regulation of double-strand break repair via homologous recombination; positive regulation of type I interferon production; positive regulation of defense response to virus by host. The record is from RefSeq and is a predicted model, not a curated record. The coding region runs from base 711 to 2195 and encodes 494 amino acids. Gene Ontology annotation, cellular component: cytosol; nucleus; site of double-strand break. Gene Ontology annotation, molecular function: double-stranded DNA binding; chromatin binding; 2',3'-cyclic GMP-AMP synthase activity. The transcript is spliced from 7 exons. Lineage: Eukaryota; Metazoa; Chordata; Actinopteri; Siluriformes; Bagridae.